Molecule: messenger RNA, 3009 nt
Organism: Diversispora eburnea
Lineage: Eukaryota; Fungi; Glomeromycota; Glomeromycetes; Diversisporales; Diversisporaceae
Source: the annotation of a GenBank genome assembly
AUGUUGACUCUAACAAAUUAUAGUCGUGGAAAGUUGACAUUUGACUUGAAAAGAGCCGCUUUCCGUAAAAAUCACAUCAACAUCGAAAGAGAACUUAAUGAUGAGAAGUUAUUAUCAUUAGAAAGAAUCAUAAAACAUUGUACACGUUAUGAUUCAAAGGCCAAACAUGUAUAUUUUGGUUCGCCCUUUUCCAAGAAAGUUAUUUGGGCGCUUGCCAUUAAAAAAGUACCUUGGAAAUCGGUAACUGUUUCUCCAAUCGUCCCAAGACCUUUAUUAAAGCAAUUGGCUCAUGGAUAUCGACGCAUUCCAGUACUUCAAAUUGGAUCCGAUAUUUUCGUGGAUACUUCUAUGAUUUUGGAGGAAUUGGAAAGAAGAAAAGGAUCAGAUAAAAGUGAUAUUGGUAUCGCCAAGUCUAUGAUUUUCUGGACUGAUCGUUACUUAUUCAAUGCAACUUUACGAUCAUCUUUCGCUUCUAUUGAUCCAAAAACACCUAAAAUUUUCUUAAGCAAAGAAUUUAUAGAUGAUCGUUCGUCUCUUAUAGGUUACAGAAUCGAUCCCGAAAAACUUUUAUCUACUCGUUCACAAACUCUUGAUGAACUUCGAUCUUGCUUAGAAUUAACUGAAUCACAAUUAAAUGAUGAUCGAGAAUGGUUUUUAGAUACCGUAACACCCGGAAUGGCUGAUAUUAAUAUUGGAGUACAACUCUUUUUCUUAAAUGUUACUAAAAGUGCUCAAGAAUUUACUAGUCUGGAAAAAUAUCCUAAAACUUAUAAAUGGUUUCAAAGAUUUAGAAAUUAUGUUGAUAAAAUUCAACUUUUUCCUAUUAAUAUUACGGGAGAAGAAGCAUUAAAUAUUGCCAAACAAUAUAAACCGGUAACCGCAAGAAUUGCACAAUUGGAAGAUAAAAAGGAUCUCUUUAGAAAGGUUGGAGAUCGAGUUAAAGUUGAACCUGAAGAUUAUGGAAAAAUUCCUACCAUCGGAAUUAUUGUUAGUUUGGGUAAUUCACAUGUUGCCAUCGUUCCUGAUGAUGUAGUUAAAACUGGAAUUGAAGUGGCAAUUUGGUUUCCAAGAAUGGAAACUCUUAAAGAAAUCUUGAAUUUUCCCUCCGAUCCUAUUGAUAUUCUAACAAAUAAAAUUGAAGAAGAAUCAUCUUCAUCUGUUUGUUUUCUAGUUUUAACUUUUGAUGGUUCUAUUUGGUGUAUACAAUCUCCUAUACAGAGAAAGAAGAGAAUAAAUGAUGAAGAAAAAGAUCAAAAAGGAGAUAAUGAUGAUUGUGAUGAUAAAACAUUACAAAAUUCUACAUUUAAUUCAUCCAAUUUAUUAUUAUUAUCUAAUAAUCUACCCCCUUUUGAAACUUCCAUCUUUUCUUCACCUUCAAUAAUCAAUGUUACAAAUGAUGAAAAGAUUUUUCAAAAGGCAAAUAACAACAAAAAUUAUAAUUCACUUUCAAAAUUAUCAAUAUCUAAUACAAUAAUAUCCAAAGAAUUGGCAUCAAUAACUUUUGGAUAUUCAAAUGGUUUAAUUUAUUAUCAUCCAUUGAUUAUGAAUAAUAAUAAUGAACCAAUUCAAGCAAUUUAUGCAUUAUCACUCAAAAGAGAAGUUGAUGAAUCAAAAGUAAUAAGAAAUGUCAUUAUUAAUAAUAAUGAGAAACCUUGUAAUGCAUUUCUUAUAGUAGGGACCAAGUUUACAGUUGCCAUAAUGACAAAUGGUGGUGGAAAUAAUUCAAGUGGUGAUGAUGGUGAUGGAAAGUUAGAUGAUGAUGAAAAAUCAGAUGAAAAUUCAAUAGCAUAUAAAGAAUAUUAUGUUUCUGAGCCAAUUCAUUCAUCACUUUUGAUAAAGAAUCGAUUAAUAUUAGCAGUAGAAACAGGAAAAAUCCUAAUUAUGAAUUUUGAUAAUAUUAUGUUCUCCCAAGGCAAACUUGUAACAUUAUACACAAUUCCAGUAUAUUUUCCCAGAGGAAUUAUUAGAUUAUGUCAUUAUAAUGUUGAAGAUAAUAAAUCUUGUGAGGGGAUAUUAUAUGCAUUAUCUCUUGAGGGAAAAUUGAUCAGAGCAAAAGAAAUGCAGAGUGAAGUUAAAAAUAAAUUAAAUAGAAUUGCAGAAUUUUCAACCAAACAAGAAGAAUUAGAAAAAAUUAAUGAGGAUGAUAUAAACCAAUCCCCUUUGAAAGUUGAAUGUACACCUUUCAUUCUACCAAUUUCUUUGACAGGAAGUGUUGUAGUAAAUCGUGCUCAUAUAAAAAUACGUUUGUCAAGUUUAUUAGGAAUAAAUUGGUCUCAAUAUUGGUCACUUAUUGUUCGUAUGAUGAAUUUAAAUUCACCUGGCCUUCUUCAAAAACACACUUCCAUUAGAAAUUUAAAUGAUUCAUUUCCUGUUAUGUCUUAUUCAAUACCGUUGAUUGAUAUGAAGGCUGAUAUGAAUAUUAUUUGGGAAAGAGAUUUAGAGAUAAAUUUAAGAUUUCUUCAUUUUCCAAUAUCAAUAAAUCUUGGUUUAUGUUUUUCACCACCCGCACCAACAUACAAAUCAACAACCAAUAAUAAUUAUUAUGAACAUGGAAAUUUCUUUGCUACAAAAACUGAUCUUAGGAAAGCAAUAGAAACAAUAAUUUGUGCUCAUGGAAGUGAUGAAAAACCAAUUUCUGAUUUAAUAUCAUCUCUUAAUUCUGAUUAUGCUGUAUUUAUGACACCAUUGAGUUUAGAACCUAUUAUUUUUAAUUUUAAGAGAUUGAAUGAAAAUGAUGUAAACAAAUCAAUUCCCUCAAAUACCAUACCUGUUGAACUUAGAAUUAAAUGUAAUUCAGAAGAGACUUUACUACUUGUAGAAGAAGCUGUAUUAAGAAGACUUGAAGAUUUUUCAGUAAAAGAUGAGAAUAUGAUGGAUAUUGAUGAACCAGUGAAUUGGGAAGAUUUAAGAAAUAUUUCUGAACAAUUGGAAAGUGAAGUAAAAGAACUUAUUCAAAUGGUUAGAAAUGAUAUGAAUAAUAUGUGGAUAGAUGGAAUUAUUGAAUUGUAG